AGAUCCAAACGUGAAAUCUCAUCUGUCUAGCACAUUUCGAUACCUACAGGAGGAAGAUCCGGGAAUGGCAACGGAGAUCGGAGAGAUGUCUCCGCCGGAGACGACGGCGAGUCUGCUCUCACUCGCUUCCGCCUCUCAGCAACCGUACGUCUCCGAGCUCCUCUCCUUCACUCUCGAUCGUCUCCACAAGGAGCCGGAGCUGCUUCGAGUGGACGCGGAGCGGAUUCAGAGGCAAAUGCAAGAGGUUGCGGUUGGGAACUACCGCGCGUUUAUCACCGCUGCUGAUGCUUUGCUCGCGAUCCGCCAGGAAGUUUCCUCCAUUGAUAAGCAUCUCGAGUCUCUGAUUGGCGAAGUCCCGAAACUAACGUCUGGUUGCACAGAAUUUGUCGAUUCUGCGGAGAAUAUUCUGGAGAAGAGGAAGAUGAACCAAGCUUUGCUGGCAAAUCACAGCACUCUUCUUGAUUUGCUUGAGAUUCCUCAGCUUAUGGACACAUGCGUGAGAAACGGAAACUUUGACGAGGCGCUUGACCUGGAAGCAUUUGUAUCCAAACUUGCAACUAUGCAUCCCAAAUUGCCUGUUAUCCAAGCACUUGCAGCGGAGGUUAAACAAACAACGCAGUCACUUCUCUCACAGCUUCUCCAGAAAUUGCGCUCAAAUAUACAGCUGCCAGAAUGUCUCCGGAUUAUUGGAUACUUGCGCCGAAUAGGAGUCUUUGGCGAGUAUGAAAUGCGAUUACAGUUCUUAAGAUGCCGUGAGGCAUGGCUCACUGGAAUUCUUGAGGAUCUAGACCAGAAAAAUGCUUACGAGUAUUUAAAAGGCAUGAUAAACUGUCAUAGAAUGCACCUCUUUGAUGUGGUUAACCAGUAUCGGGCUAUUUUUGCCGAUGAUACAUCGGGUAGCGAAGAAAAUUAUGAUGGUGGACUUCUGUUUAGCUGGGCCAUGCAUCAAAUUACAUCGCACCUGAAAACUCUGAAAAUUAUGCUCCCAAAGAUUACUGAAGGAGGAUCUCUAUCGAAUAUCUUGGAUCAGUGCAUGUACUGUGCUAUGGGGCUUGGUUGGGUUGGGCUAGACUUCCGUGGCUUGCUUCCUCCUCUUUUUGAAGAGGCGGUUCUAAACUUGUUUUCCAAGAACAUGAGCACAGCAGUUGAGAAUUUUCAGUUAGUUUUGGAUUCACAUCGAUGGGUUCCAUUACCAUCUGUUGGCUUCCCAUCAAGUGGUAUUAAUGACGAUAGCAAAGAUGACGUCACACCUCCAUCGUACUUGAUGGAACAUCCGCCUCUUGCAGUUUUCAUAAACGGUGUAUCUGCUGCUUUGAACGAACUACGUCCUUGUGCCCCGCUAAGUCUAAAGAAUGUGAUUGCUCAUGAAUUGAUCAAAGGACUUCAGGCUGUCUCUGACUCCUUACUAAGAUACAACACAACUCGGAUGCUUCGACUUAAUGAAUCCAAUCUCUUCCUCUCACUUUGCCGAGCUUUUGUCGAGGUGGUGUUUCCGCAUUGCGCCACAUGCUUUGGCAGGUGUUAUCCAGGUGGUGCUAGUAUAGUUAUGGAUGCCAAGAGUGCAUACGACGGUCUAACUCGCAUCUUAGCCGCUUCGUCGUCUCCAGAACCGUCCAGCAAACUAGCAAAGACCAUCAGCAUCGACGCAACCAGUGCAUCGGAGAACGGUGUAACCUCCCAAGUGGAAGAAAAACAAGUGGAGAGUUCGAACGAGAAAGAAGACGACAGUCCCAUUCCCUUGCAGAUUCCUGAGACAACUCAACACGAGUCUUGAGAAUUUUCUUAAUACGAAGGAAUUAAAAAAAAAAGAGUGAAAAUUAAUACAUCAAUACCUUAUCUAUAGUAUAAAUUUCUUUGCACUAUGUUUUGACUUUUGAGACUUGGAUUCAAAUUUCAUUUGAUGUUUUCUGAUGUAAAAUCAAUUAAUAUAACUUUUGUCUCGUUCUUCAGAUGUCAUAUACAUUUUUGAA
This is a messenger RNA of Raphanus sativus (radish), 1970 nucleotides long. Its product is annotated as conserved oligomeric Golgi complex subunit 8. Gene Ontology annotation, cellular component: COG complex. The transcript has 12 exons. The record is from RefSeq and is a predicted model, not a curated record. Gene Ontology annotation, biological process: intra-Golgi vesicle-mediated transport. The coding region runs from base 65 to 1774 and encodes 569 amino acids. Lineage: Eukaryota; Viridiplantae; Streptophyta; Magnoliopsida; Brassicales; Brassicaceae.